Molecule: messenger RNA, 831 nt
Organism: Peronospora matthiolae
Lineage: Eukaryota; Oomycota; Peronosporomycetes; Peronosporales; Peronosporaceae
Source: the annotation of a GenBank genome assembly
AUGCACUCGCGUCGACCCGAAACCUUGAAGAUUGACAUCUCCAAGUAUAGGGGGGUCGAAGAAGACUCCCUCUUGAGAUGGUUCUUCGAAUUGGAUGACGCCAUAAGGGCGCGUCGCAUCGACGAUGGGCAAAUGCAAGUUGCAUUUGCACAGUCAAAUCUGGCAGGACGUGACAAGACUUGGGCACUGGGGCUCAAGUUGCACGACCCAUAUGCGUUUGGGUCGUUGGAAGUCUUCAAGUCGCGGCUCAGACAAACGUUUGAACCGCCUAGAGCUGAGUUCAGAGCUCGAACUGAACUCUUGAAGCUCAAGCAGGGUAAGCGUGAUGUGCACGCUUACGCUCAACAUAUACGACAUCUCACGAGUUGUAUAAGUUCCAAUCCGGUGGAUGAACACACGUUGGUUUCGGUGUUCAUGCAGGGUCUUGCGGAUGGUCCCGUCAAGACUCACCUGUUCCGGCUUGAACUCGAUUCACUAGAACAAGCCAUUUCCAUUGCGGAGCAGGAAGACUUCAGUCUGAGACAGGCUCGCGCCAGCUCGACAUCAUAUCGUCAACCGAGACGAUAUGACAACGGAGGUCCAGAGCCGAUAGGACUCUGUUAUGUAGAGAGCGAGAAAGCUCGCUCUACAGGCUACAAGAAGUUCCAGAGAUGCAACAGAUGUCAAAAGACAGGACACUACGCUUAUGAGUGUAGUGCCCCUCGUCCAGUGUCUCGCGACACUGGGCGUAGUGACCGUCCACCCAUGAGAAAGGGGCAGGGACGCGGGUCCGCUGUUGGUGCAAAGACGCAACAACGGGAUGGACCGUCAAAAAACGGUCAGGAUCAGUAG